This is a messenger RNA of Prorocentrum cordatum, 338 nucleotides long. Lineage: Eukaryota; Dinophyceae; Prorocentrales; Prorocentraceae. The record is from the annotation of a GenBank genome assembly.
GCUUCGUCCCGCCGGCGUCGCGCGACCGCACGGUGCCGCGCCCGCCCGCCGGGCGCGCCGCCGCCUUGGCGCCCAGCGCCCGCGGCAAGCGGCUGCCACCCUGCGCGCGUGCGGCGCGCGGCGCUUUGCGCCCGUCGCGUGGCGCGGGCCCCCCCUGGGCAGCGCUGCGGGGCAGCCGCCGCGCCUGCCGUGGCGAAUGGUCCCGCUCGCUCUGGAUGCCGCCCUCCGGCGCGGGCCCGCGCCGGCGUAGCUUCGCCCAGGAGCAGGCCGCGCCGCUGCAGGCGGACGGCGAGGCUGCGGUUGAGGCCGCGGCGGAGGCCUCGGCCGGGCAGCUGGCG